This is a messenger RNA of Daldinia childiae, 516 nucleotides long. RefSeq lists its product as uncharacterized. The transcript is spliced from 2 exons. The record is from RefSeq and is a predicted model, not a curated record. Lineage: Eukaryota; Fungi; Ascomycota; Sordariomycetes; Xylariales; Hypoxylaceae. The coding region runs from base 1 to 516 and encodes 171 amino acids.
AUGCGCAUCUCAACAACGCUCGCGACAGCCCUAUUGUUCGCUGUCGGCGGCCUCUCAACCCCGGUACAACCCCUAGGCGACAUCCUAGACAUAAGCGACCUGACAGACAGCGCGUACGCAGACGCAAUCUCAGACGUCAUUCCCUACGGUCCUGCUCCCUAUAAUUCUCUCUCAGUCGAUCCAAGCCACUGGCCGCCGAACGAUCCCGUCGACCACAACAGCUACUGCAGAAGAGACACCGCGCCCGGGACCAACUUGACAAAGGAGGAGAAGAAGCCCCUGAUGGAAUGCUUCGAUAAGAUGGUCCGCAGCGGCGACUGGGUGCCAGACUGGGUCCACUGCAAUCAUACCCAGCGCUACUUUACGGCUUGGGGUCUCUGGUGGAAAGAACCGGGUGAUUGCUACAGCGCUUGCAAGAGGUGCUUCAUGGGCGCCGUCAUCGGCAACGCCGCCAACUGGUACUGCUUCCAGACAGCUGGGUUCAUGGCUCAGUGCAAUAUCAGGUACAUGCAGUGA